Messenger RNA from Gryllus bimaculatus (two-spotted cricket), 588 nucleotides. The record is from the annotation of a GenBank genome assembly. Lineage: Eukaryota; Metazoa; Arthropoda; Insecta; Orthoptera; Gryllidae.
UGCGUGUCGACGGGCGCGUGCAUCAGCUGGUACUUCGUGUGCGACGGGCGGCGCGACUGCGCGGACGGGUCGGACGAGCUGUGCCGCGCGCCGCGCUGCCCGCCGCUGGCCUUCCGCUGCGGCUCCGGCGCCGGCGCGCGCUGCGUGUCCCGCGCCGCGCGCUGCGACGGCGAGCGCGACUGCCCCGGCGGCGAGGACGAGGCCGGCUGCGUCGGACGCACGCGGUGCCCGGAGCACACGUUCCGCUGCCUGGACGGCACGUGCCUGCCCGAGUACGAGUUCUGCAACGCGGUGGUGUCGUGCCCCGACGCGAGCGACGAGCCGCGGGCGGCGUGCAAGGCGCGCGGGCGGCGGCCGCCGGGGGCGCUGUGCCCGCUGCGCUGCGACAACGGCCGCUGCCGCUCCACCGCCGUCGCGUGCUCGGGCCGCGACGGCUGCGGCGACCUCUCCGACGAGGCGCGCUGCAACGUCUGCAAUGUUUGCGCGCCGCUAAUUGAUGGCCGCCAUAACUCGCGGAAUCUCACGCGGCGCGGCUCCCUCGGCCAAGAGCUUCCCUCGGAGGCGGCCGUGACGACGGCGCUGCCUUGA